Molecule: messenger RNA, 3329 nt
Organism: Xiphophorus hellerii (green swordtail)
Lineage: Eukaryota; Metazoa; Chordata; Actinopteri; Cyprinodontiformes; Poeciliidae
Gene: aftpha
Product: aftiphilin a
Exons: 10
Coding region: 421-2688 (755 amino acids)
Biological process (GO): intracellular transport
Cellular component (GO): AP-1 adaptor complex; trans-Golgi network membrane
Molecular function (GO): clathrin binding
Source: RefSeq, a predicted model, not a curated record
GAGCUGUAACUGGUUUCCAGGUCAGAUCCAGUCCGCCGGAACUACCUGUUCCACCUGGAAACUUUGGAGCCGCAGGCAGCCCGGGAGCGCUGCAUGCUGGGAGGAACUCAGCAGCUGACUGACUCCACCUUCACCUCCAGCCGUCACACACCGCCCGGCUGGCCGCUCCGACCGCCGCUGGACCCCUCUGUCUUCACACCGAGUCAUGGACCUGAGGGACCGGCGUCUCACGGUGAGCUGCUCCGCUGUCCGGGUCACACGGUGCCGCUGGAGGAGCUAACACUUUGGCUAGCUGCGGGAAACAGGAUUGUUGUGCUUGGAGUUCGGCUCGGUUCUGUAUGGAUCUGCUGCUUCGGACGGAGCCAGACUGGGGCGAAUUUACGGGUGUAGCCGCGGCGAGUCCCGUGGGACCGGGGUGUGAUGGAGCCAGACGUGAUCCGGAUGUACUCUUCGUCGCCGCCACCGAUGGAGGACGGUGCAGAGGAAGAGGACGAUGAGUUUGGGGACUUCGGGACGUUCUCCGGCGUCCCCAGCAGCGUCAGCUUCUCCGAGUUGGACACGCCGACGUCCUUCGACCAGAAUCAGGCGCUGACCGCCACCUCGCCGCCCGACCUUCACAACGGCAGCGGGGUGCUGGGCUUUUUCCACGCCCCCUUUGGCGAGCCGAACAAGGCCAACGGCCGCCUGGAGGUCCGUCCCUCAGAGCAGACGGACGCCAGGAAGACGGCGUCCUCCUCGCAGGAUGUCUCUGUUGAUUGCAACGGUGAAGAUGCAGAGGUCCUGACCAACGGGUUUGUGACCUUUGACCUUCAGGGAAGCCCCUCCUCACAAGACUCUGUCUCGUCUCAUGCCAGAGGACCGUCCACGGAGGGCGGGGACGGCGUCCCGGUCCAAGACGACGGCGUCCAAAAGGACGAGUUUGCAGACUUUGCUGCUUUUUCUGACUCUGAAGAGACGCAGAGUCAGAGGGACAGGAAGGGUCCACCGGGGACAUCCGUCUGUCCCCAGGACAGGAAGGGUCCACUGGGGGCAUCCGUCCAACCCAGAGACCUGGACAGUCCAGUGGAGACAUCCGUCUGUCCCCAAAACGGUGAGCGGGGAGCAGAAGACGCAGUGAGGGACGUCCACCGGGCCGAGGCCCCCCCCGGCUCCUGUAACAUGGACCGGAGCCCGGACUGUCCCCUGGGGGACGCGUGUCUCUCUGUUUGCACUAUGGGGCGUCUGUCCCCGAACGGGACGGAGGACGAGGACGAGUCCCGGGAGGCAGGGGACGAGCGUAGCUCGGAGACGUCUCUGGGCCGGCUGCUGUCCACGGACGGCCUGGAGGACCUGGGGGACAUCAGCACCACGGGGUCGUCCCCGCCGCCGCCAGGGGACGCCGCCACGCCCGCCGGGGACGACUUUGGAGACUUUGGGGACGCCACGUCCUUCGGCGCUCAGGGCUUUUCUGACUUUGAGCAGAACCGACCGGACGGUCCGGAACCUCCAGAACCUGCUGGGUCCGAGUCAGAGGACGACUUCGGGGACUUCAACUCCCCUAAGGUCCUCGGCGGACAGCGGGACGGAGACGGGGACGGAGGGACGUUUGCCGACUUUCCCAGCAGUGAGAGUUUCGGGAACUUUAGCUCAGUGAAAGACGGUGAGGACGACUCGGGCUGGAGCGCCUUCAGCGAGCAGAACCAGAACCAGAACCAGAACCAGGAGGAUGGAGAGUCCUGGGCGGCGUUCAGCUCAGAGCCGAGCGGCAAGGAGGACCGGGACGAAGAAAGAGAGGACGCUGGGAGGACGGUGGCGCUGCCGGGGGCGCUGUCCGGCCGUCUGGAGAAGCUGUUCCUCAGCAGCUUCCCUGUUAGCUCCGCCCACAGCCAGCAGCAGGUGGGGGAGGGGCAGCUGGUGGAGACCCUGAAGGUCCUGCUGGAGCCGCGAGGCGAGGAAGAGGAGGAAGAGGAGAGGCUGAGCAGCAGGUCGGCGCGCGGCGGCGUCUGGACGCAGCUUCAGGACGUCCAUGAGGCUCUGGGCCUGCGGUACCAGUGGGGGGGUUCCCAUGGCAACAAGGUUCUGCUCUGCUGCCUCGGCAUCGACACCAGGAACAUCCUGUUCACGGGUCAGAAGAAGCAGCCGGUCAUCGUGCCGAUGUACGCGGCUGGCCUGGGGAUGCUGGAGCCGACCAAGGAGCCGCUGAAGCCCAUCUCUGCUGCCGAGAUGAUCGCCUCCAUCGCCCUGAUGCCGCCCGCCGUCGCAGAGAAGAGCUCCGUCCAGCCCGACUCGGUGCAGCAGGAGGCGCUCCCCCCGGUCCAGUUCGACUGGAGCAGCAGCGGCCUCACCAACCCUCUGGACGCCAGCGGAGGCUCGGCUCUGUUGAACCUGGAUUUCUUUGGUCCGGUGGAGGAUUCAGGCUCCAGCAGCUCAGCCUCCAUCCCAGGUGUGGACCCGGAGCUGUUCGAGCUCACCACCGCCAAGCUGGACCCGAGCGGCGCUGGCAGCCGCGUGGCCGACGCCUUCGCUCGCCUCAUGUCCACCAUGGAGAAGACCAGCACGUCCACUCGGAAGCCCAGGAGGGAGGAGAACCUGAGCGACGAGGCGUCCAAGGUGAUCGCGGCGCUGCCGGACCUGUCCUUCAUGCAGGCCAAGGUUCUGAUGUUCCCCGCCACGCUGACGCCGCUCUGCUCACACGCCACGCCCGACUGAAGCCCCGCCCACACGCAUCACUUCCUCAUCUACAUCUUUGGUUUUUUCAUCUUUCAGUUUCUCGGUGGGGGUGUACAUAAUCAGGGAUUUAAUGUUUUAUUUUAAUGAUUCUGCUUUUAUUCUGGCGGGACUAUGAAGGAAACACUGGCUGAAGCUCUUAAGCUGAACAGAGAUCUGUAAAGUAUGAAUACAUUUAUAUCAACAUAUAGAGUCUUUAUAAGAAUAUUUAUGGACUGAAACCACACUGCCUGCAGAAUCCAGCUGAAUGUUCGUCCUCGUUCGUUUCCGAGGCCUUAGUUCGUCCCGCCGCUUCCUGUCCUCCCCGUCCGUCUCGUCCGGGACGCGUGGCUGGAACCGGAAGGUUCUGGAGCUGUGAAGGAGUUAAGGGACCAACCCGUCUGUCGUUUUGUUUUUGCUCUAACUGCUGUGGCCGUCUCCCUGGAGGGUUUUGCACAUUGUGAAGAUGAUUGGAUGUAAUUGUAGUUCACUGUGGCUUCAGACUGUAAACCGAGGAAGUUCCUAUGGAAAACCGCUGAAUCACUGGAAGAGCCUGCGAGGAGUCGCCGUGCAUGCCGGGUCUUCCCAGACUGGAAAUGUGUAAAUUUUAGUGUACACAAGAUAUUAAAAUAAUUUAAGAGGAA